GACCAGGGGGCGCCGGCACCAGCCAUGGGGGGUUGUGAAGCGAGAGGUUUGCUCUGGAAAUUUGGCCUGUUCUUCCCUUUGCUGACGGCGUGUCCGGCGGGCUGCAGCCAAGUCUCCAGCAACCAAGUGGUGUUGCUUGAUACUACAGCUGCAAUUGGAGAACUAGGAUGGAAAACCUAUCCUUUAAAUGGGUGGGAUGCCAUAACUGAAAUGGAUGAACACAAUCGUCCCAUUCACACCUACCAGGUAUGUAAUGUAAUGGAACCAAACCAAAACAACUGGCUUCGUACAAAUUGGAUCUCCCGUGAUGCAGCCCAGAAAAUUUAUGUGGAAAUGAAGUUUACCCUGCGGGACUGCAACAGCAUUCCAUGGGUAUUGGGAACUUGCAAAGAAACUUUUAACCUUCACUACAUGGAGUCAGAUGAGUCCCAUGGAGUUAAAUUCAAGCCAAACCAAUACACUAAAAUUGAUACUGUUGCAGCUGAUGAGAGUUUUACCCAGAUGGACUUGGGUGACCGCAUCCUUAAACUCAACACAGAAGUUCGUGAGGUUGGGCCAAUAAACAGGAAAGGAUUCUAUCUUGCUUUCCAGGACAUUGGAGCCUGCAUUGCUCUGGUCUCUGUCCGCGUUUACUACAAAAAGUGCCCUUUCACGGUUCGUAACUUGGCUAUGUUUCCUGAUACUAUUCCAAGGGUUGAUUCUUCCUCUUUGGUGGAAGUACGCGGUUCCUGUGUGAAGAGCGCUGAGGAGCGGGAUACUCCAAAACUGUAUUGUGGAGCAGAUGGGGAUUGGCUUGUGCCUCUUGGGCGAUGCAUCUGCAGUGUAGGAUAUGAGGAAGUGGAUGGUUCCUGCCAUGGUCCUGACUGGAAGGUGAUAGCUCACCAGGAAGGGAAGGUUCAGUGGAAGACUUAUCAGGGUAGCUAGCCCUGGUGACAGCAGAG
This is a messenger RNA of Mauremys mutica (yellowpond turtle), 941 nucleotides long. Its product is annotated as ephrin type-A receptor 6-like. Gene Ontology annotation, cellular component: membrane; neuron projection. Gene Ontology annotation, biological process: cell surface receptor protein tyrosine kinase signaling pathway; protein phosphorylation; axon guidance. NCBI's taxonomy places the organism in Eukaryota, Metazoa, Chordata, Testudines, Geoemydidae. Gene Ontology annotation, molecular function: protein binding; ATP binding; transmembrane-ephrin receptor activity. The record is from RefSeq and is a predicted model, not a curated record. Bases 25 to 924 code for a protein of 299 amino acids. The transcript is spliced from 4 exons.